Messenger RNA from Alternaria viburni, 1305 nucleotides. RefSeq lists its product as uncharacterized. The record is from RefSeq and is a predicted model, not a curated record. The transcript is spliced from 2 exons. Bases 1 to 1305 code for a protein of 434 amino acids. Lineage: Eukaryota; Fungi; Ascomycota; Dothideomycetes; Pleosporales; Pleosporaceae.
AUGUUCAAGGAUCGUGUAGUGCCACCCAAAGAUGAGACUAGAAGUGGAGAGAAAGUAAAUGACAAGAAAGAGAACAUGAAGCAUUACAAAGGAGCGGAUGAUGAUGACAAGCAAAAGAGCGACAGCGACAAGAAUCUGAGCAAUACCACUGACAAGACGGAGGAAAAUGUACCUACCGUCACAGUCAAUCUACGUGCAGCUGCCGACUUGCUCUGCGUUCCCGGCUCCUUCCCAGAGGCCAUGAUCAGGUUCGAAGUCGAUUUUAACACAGACUACGGUUGUGGUUUUGCCCCCGAUGAUUGUGACCAACUAUCCAACUUUCCCUCCGGCACGAACUUCCAUCCGAUUCUUCUAAAUCUGGACGAGCGUCUGCCCCUGGUCGACAAUGUGUUUCAAGCAACCAAUGGAGUGCCACAUAAAAACUUCGGGUUCGAUUCAUUCGAUUCUCUGGACGGAGUUGUCGUCAUCCCUCCUAUCAUCAAUCUCGAUCCAUUCUCACAGGUUAUCACACCACCGGAGAUACCAAACAACAUGCAGGAGAAUAUAAAGGACGGCACCGAUAGAUCCGAUUCAGGCAUACUGACUGGUAGCGCAGUCUCAGACGCCCCUCUGAAGAUACUCCGGAAUGAAGCUGGUUCAGAUGACGAGAACGAUGACAAUGAGAACGAGGAGAAGGACGACAACAUGUACGAUGAGAGUACCGACAGCGACGAUGAUGACAACGAUAUUGCCACAAUCACCGUGACUCUGAGAACGAGUAUCGAGCUGAAAGGCCUCCCCAAUUCUUUCCCGCGGACCGUGAUAGUCCUGGAAGUCGACUUCAACGAAGCGUCCACGAACCCCGAACCUAUCUUCGAAUUCACUCGCGAUAACGCCUUCCACGACAUUAUUGACAACAUGGAGCAGUGCAUGCACCACGUCGACGAACGCUUAUUCGACAGAGCAAAGAUACGAAACUCCGGUAAGCCACGACCCUGGUUCGAAUUCGAAUCGUUCCAACAUCUGCAAGAUUUGUUGGAAGUCAGCAAGAACAAUCCUUUACCCAAGGAGAGUGAUUGGAUGGAAAUGCUUCUGUGUACGCCAGGUCUCCAACGCAUCGACGUCGUGUUCACAUAUAGGGCUUACCACGAUAAGGGCCGCACGUACAAACUUUUCGCGGAAGACAACAAUGGCGUCACCGUAGGUCAAUUUGUGAAGGCUUUUCGCGAUCAGCUGCAGCAUGCGGAAGCAGACAUACGCAAGUUUUCUGACAAGCUUACUCUCAUCUGUGAUAACUGUUUUGACGCCGCUAUCAACGACGACUAA